Oryzias melastigma (Indian medaka) is the source of this 3833-nucleotide messenger RNA. It is a transcript of the gene sh3bp5lb, whose product is annotated as SH3-binding domain protein 5-like, b. The record is from RefSeq and is a predicted model, not a curated record. Gene Ontology annotation, cellular component: cytoplasm. Gene Ontology annotation, biological process: intracellular signal transduction; negative regulation of protein tyrosine kinase activity. Gene Ontology annotation, molecular function: protein kinase inhibitor activity. Bases 243 to 1427 code for a protein of 394 amino acids. NCBI's taxonomy places the organism in Eukaryota, Metazoa, Chordata, Actinopteri, Beloniformes, Adrianichthyidae. The transcript is spliced from 6 exons.
GUUGUCACGUGCUCUCGAUUACUCGUUCCGGGAUGAACGCGGACCAGACCAGAUUCUCCGGACGGACGAGCAUAACAAACCGUGGACAUAACAGACUAUAACCAAAUCAAAUGAAGUUUUUCAGGCGGCAGACAUGUGAACUGAGGUCGUAGAUUUGCUGCGAGCACAAUAACGGGAGCCGCGCGGAGACUGAUGGGGGGCGCGUGACACUCCGGCUGGAGGAGGAGGAGGAGGAGGUGAAGAUGCUGAAGCCCAGCGGUAAGCCGGAGGGAGCUGCGAGGAGGGCAGACAGGGAGGACGAGGAGGCCGGCAGACACGAGGAAGAGUUAGAUCCACGAAUUCAGGAAGAGCUGGAGCAGCUCAACCAGGCCAGCGAGGAGAUCAACAGACUGGAGCUGCAGCUGGACGAGGCCCGGUCCAGCUACAGAAGAAUCCUCUCGGAUUCUGCCAGGAGGCUCAAAGCUCAAAGCUCCCAGCUUGGCGCCUGCACCGAGAGAGCACGGCCUUACUAUGAGGCGCGCAGGCUGGCUAAGGAGGCUCAGCAGGAAACGCAGAAGGCGGCGCUGAGGUAUGAAAGAGCCGUGUCCAUGCACGCCGCUGCCAGAGAGAUGGUGCACGUGGCUGAGCAGGGUCUGCUGGCGGACAAAAAUACCAUGGACCCCACCUGGCAGGAAAUGCUGAACCACGCUACAGCCAAGGUGAACGAGGCGGAGGAGGAGCGCCUUCACAGUGAGCACGAGCACCAGCGAGUCACUCAGCUCUGUCAGGACGCCGAGGCUCGUGUCCUGACGCUGCAGAAGGCCCUGAAGAAGGUCAUCCUCAAGUCCAAGCCUUACUUUGAGCUCAAAGCUCAGUUCAACCACAUCUUGGAGGAGCACAAGGCGGAGGUGGUGCAGCUGGAGAAGCAGGUGACAGCAGUCAAAACUCGAUACUCUGUAGCUCUGCGGAACCUGGAGCAGAUCAGCGAGCAGAUCCACGCGCAGAGGGGCCGCUCCGCCCCCUGCGACGGGCGGAGCUCCCCCGUUGGAGCCGAGGCAGAGGUGAAAGGGGCCUCUGCAAACUCCGGCAGCAGCAGCAGCGCAGGGGCCACCGCAGAGGAACCCAGCUGGGCGGACAUGGAGAAAACCCGCCUGUGGGUGGAGAAGCACAGAGAGAGUGGGUGGGGCAGGAGCGAAUCGAUGGAGGACUGUUUGUCCGUCGUCAAUCUGCUGACCAUCGCGUCAGACUUGGAAAAUUGCGACUCUGUGGAGCACCUGGAGGACCUGAGUGACAGUGGGAGCGUGUUGGGACCGCAGUGGGACCAAGAGAGGAAGCAGACGGAGGGAGCCGCCAUGUGGGAAGGCGUGGCUAAGCAGAAGAAUGUGGUGAUCCUCAGAGAGACGCCGGAGGGUUUUGUCAAACGGCACCAAAGAAGCGUUAGUCUCUGACAGUUUGUCUGAUGGUUGAGAGGUGAACAAGCCCAGCUGCUACUCAGUCCUUACGGCAGUGGUCCAAACCCCAAGUCACGGGUCGGUACCGGACCUACAUUAUUCCCGUUUAUCAUAAUCGGAUUCUGAAGGAAGUUUUAUUUUGAAAAACGACUGAAUUUUCCACACAUCAAGUCUCAUGGUCAUGAGUCAAAAAUACGACUUUCUUAAAAUAGCUGACAGAUAAAUUGAAACCCUCAAGCUAGAAAAGUUAGCAAAAAACAUUUAGAAAGUUUCUAUUUGUAAAAAAAAACUCUUGAGAGGAAACAAAAGAAGAACCCUCAACUUCAAAAUAAAAGAAAUCUGCAGAGAAAAACCAGGAGUCUUUACUCCAAAUAUGGAUUUACUGUGACAGUUAUUCCCACAGACUAUAACAAUAAUGCAUAAUAUUCAACAGGGUGUCUUAUGUUACGAGGUUGCUGCUAAUAAAGAUGCUCAAAUAGAUGCACAUUUAUGAUUAUAUUUGGAAAAAAUACUGUUUUAUUUAUUUUAUAUAUUUUUUUGGUUUGUGAUUUUGUAGCUUUCACUCAGACAGUUAUGGGCUGAGGGGAAAUCUAAAACACAUUUUAAUGUUUCCUAGAGAAAAGUUUAAACCAGCUGCAUAUGUUUUACAGAGGUUGAAGAUAAACUUUAUUCUGAAAGGGUGAGGGAAACAAACAAACAAAAAAAAAAGAUAUUGGACGCCCCGCUUCUGUCACAUACAGAUCAGUCCGUGAAAAUAUUGCCUGGCAUUAAACCGGUCCGUGGCUUGAGAAAGCUUGCAGACCACUGGCGCACAGGACAGUCUGGAGCAGCUUGAGCAUCGACGGAUUAACUUCUGGUAAAAGUUUUAAAACUGUAAAAAAAAGUAAUAUUUUUUUGUCAUUUCUAAAAAUGUAUGUGUUGUAUAGAACACUUGGACUGAAAUAUUUCAAGACUUUAUUUUUUGUGUUUUUGAUGAUUGUGGCCUAAAGAUAACGACAAACCCUAAAGUCCAAGAAACAAAAUGUAUUUUAGGUACAACUAUUAGAAUUCUAUGCUCCCAUAUGUCUCCUCUUUAUUCUUUAUUUGCUGCAUCAAAGUGCCGUUCGUGGAGUUGAUUGUCCUGAGGUACAGCAUGGAGGCUUCCAGGUCUACUGAAUUGUUGGGUCUCACCUUCCUCUUGAUAGCAGUUCAUGGAUAUUCUAUCAGAUUCAGAGGAGCUUCAAACAUGGUGAUUGGAGCAGCUUUUGUCAGUGUGAGCGUAUUCCAAGUCCUGCUGGAAAAGAAAGUUCCUCUCAGCAGAGGCAGCUUGAAGUGCUUUAACAUUUCCCGGUAGAAAGCUGCACUGAUUGCACUCAAGCAUCAUGUAUUCUGGAGCUCUCCAUUCCUCCUACAGACUCUUUGAUUUCCAAAUUAAAUGCAAAACUUACUUUCACCUUAGAAAAUUUAGAGAUACAGUCAAGCUCAGGUAGGACACUAAUGAUGGAUUCUGGAGUGGCUUAACAUGAAGAAUGUAACAUUUAUAGCCAAUAUCUAGUUUUGAUUUUCUGUGGUGACUCUUGAAGCACUAAUUCCAACCUUAGUUUACUCCUCGUGAUGUUUCAAGCUUAUUGACCCAGACUCAGACCAAUAAAAAAAAUCAGGAAACCUUUGCAAGUGUUUUUUUUUUUUGUCACAAGAUUCCAAUUUUCUCAGAAACUAAAGUUUUAUUCUUCAUUUCUUGUAAACCAUAAUGAUCAAAUUUACAAGAAAUAAACAUUUCAAAUAAUAAUUAUAUAGAGAAUUAUUGGAGUUACACUUCUAAGAUUUACUGACAAAAAUAUGAUCUUUUUCAAUGUUUUUGUAAGUUGCAUCAAAGUGCAACAAAGUAUUUUUUUUACUCCACUCCCUCGGAUUCCAACCCUACCCUGUUACAUCUGGUGUGCCUCAGGGCUCCAUACUGGAGCCCUUAAUCUUCAUUAUUUACCUCCUACCCCAUGGCAAUAGCGUCCCUAAACUCUGUAUACGUUUUCAUUGCUAUGCCGUUAACAUGCAGUUCUAUUUCUCCAGUCAAUCCUCUCUUAUCACUUGACUUUCACAAUAAAAUCCUGGUUUGACUCAAACUAAACAGUGACAAAACAGACAUUUUGAUGAAAAGUUUAAACUCUCCAAAAUUGACAGUUUUUCCUUUUCCAUUGAUGACUCUAUAGUGAAACUACUUCAGUCCUAUUUGUGUUAAGAUGUUUGAUGUAUUUUUAAAAAUCAGUGACCCAAACUUUACUAAAGAAGGAAUAAUACUUAAAAAUUUACUUUUUUUAACUGCAUGCAAACAGUGUAACAAGCUCCUACUUUUACUGUACAAACUUGUUUUAAACAUUGACCGCCAUAAACAAAAUCAUCAAUAAAUGAGAAAAAAUGGAAAUGAGA